Messenger RNA from Daldinia childiae, 879 nucleotides. RefSeq lists its product as uncharacterized. Lineage: Eukaryota; Fungi; Ascomycota; Sordariomycetes; Xylariales; Hypoxylaceae. The record is from RefSeq and is a predicted model, not a curated record. The transcript has a single exon. The coding region runs from base 1 to 879 and encodes 292 amino acids.
AUGGAUAACCUCAAACUAACACCGAGCAAUUCUAAAGCUCGCGACCCUCCUAGGUUAUUCCUUCAUCCCUCUCCAGCAACUUCACAUGUCUCGCUCUCAGGAGUGGUGGCUGCUAGCCCGGCAGUUCCGCCUGCCGUUGCUUCAAUUUCGAACACGCGAGAAAAUGCUAGCGGCGCAUCUAUCCAGCAGUCUCAAGCUACUCAUUCGCUCGCGCGAACAGGUUCGUUAUUAAAUACACGAAACCGCGCGCCCGUCGGCCGACUCCAUACUGCUGACUCCACCCGCACUGUUGAUAGAACCGACGCUUUGUGGGCUGAGAUGCAAGCGACUUUAGAAGAAGUCGAGCUAUCGGCAAGCGGAGGUACUCAUGUUUUUGGACCGGAGCAUGACCGCAAGCUCGCCGAUUUACGUGCGGCUCAAAUUAAGCUGGCGCAAGCAUGGGCAAGAAGCGAGGCCGACGACUCAAUCGAACCGACGGCUGCGAACGAAGUGCCAACCCUCAAAGGAGCUUUAGGUGAGAUUGGUGUAUCUGCUACUGGGGUAGCCCUUGGUCCUACGAUAUCCUCAAGCGUCGGAAAGGUGGCAGUAGAAGGUACAGAAGGAGGGAAAAGUACAGUCGGUACAGGCAGCGCACGACCUGGAAGUAGUGGGACUGGUCGCGAACGACUAGGCGCUAAGCUCGAAGAAGAAACGGAGAAGGAUAUCCUUCUAGCAAGGAAUAGGAGAGAGGCGAAUGAUCGCUACUUUUCAAAGAUAGACCAGGGAGUUAGGGAUGUGGUCGAGAAAUUAGAAGAAGUGGCUAUCGCCAUGAGAGCUGUCGAGGAAGAAACGCGUAAUAUCUGGAGCGACAACGCUAUACCGGAUAAUGCGAGGGUCUAA